CACUAUAGUAACUGCAGUACCGGGAAAAUAAAGCACAAAUUACUUUGACGUCAUCACCGAGCGACGGUUGAUCCUGAAGAUUCCACCAUGGCUGAAACUGAGUCGAAGAAGGUGAUCAAGUUGGUUCCUGAGUAUCUGCUGAAGAAGAGGAAAGCAUACCAGGCCAUUAAAGCCACUCAGGCUAAGCUAGCACUGCUCGAGAAGAGAAAGAUAUCAAAAGGCAAACCAUUAAAGUUCAAACGAUUAGAAGACUUCUUGAAAGACAGCCACAGGAAGCAUCGCGAUGAAACUCGCAUCCAGAGGAGUGAGCACAGGCCCCCUGCCCCCCUGCCCCCUGCCAAGAACAGGCUUGCCUUCGCUGUGCGCAUCAGAGAGAUUAAAGGUGUCAGUCCAAAAGUGAUGAAGAUGGUCCACAUGUUGAGGCUGAGGAAGAUCUUCAGCGGGACCUUCGUCAAAAUCAACAAGACCUCUGUAGCAAUGAUGAAGAUGCUGGAGCCUUAUGUGGCCUGGGGAUUUCCCAACUUGAAGUCUGUUCGUGAGCUCAUCCUGAAGAGAGGACAGACUAGGAUUGGCCGGAAGAGAGUUCCUCUCACAGACAACACCUUCAUUGAGCAGCACAUGGGUAAACAUGGCAUCAUCUGUUUGGAGGACUUGAUUCACGAGAUCUAUUUGGUUGGUAAGUGCUUCCGGGCUGCCAACAACUUCCUGUUGCCUUUCAAGCUGUCGGUGGCUCGUCACGCUGCCAGGGACAAGGCUGGGCUCCUGAAGGACCUGGGAAACCCUGGAUUUCGCAAUACAGACAUUAAUGCUAUCAUCAGACAACUCAACUGAGAGACCAAUGCAAGAUAGACACUCGGACAAAUCUUUAAGGAUGCUUUAUUUCUUAGCACGCAAAUGCCAACAAAACAAGAUAUUAAAAGAUAUGUUGGUGUCUUUCUUUGGCAGAGAACCUCAUCUCUCUCAACUUUAGUCGUAUUUCAUAUAGUUGUAUCUGUAAGGCCAUUUUUCUUGUUCCAAGCUGGGAGACAUCGGAAGGAAAUCAAGUGAAACUGGACUGUUGGUUAAAAGAACUUAUCAUGGACUGUCAUGGGCAGUCCAUCUGCCCAAAAAUCCUUUAAUACAUUUAAUAGUUUUCAGUGUUUAAUGAUUGUUAAUAUUUUGUAUCUACAAUAAACCCUUUUUUUCCAUA
Eleginops maclovinus (Patagonian blennie) is the source of this 1189-nucleotide messenger RNA. It is a transcript of the gene rpl7l1, whose product is annotated as ribosomal protein L7-like 1. Gene Ontology annotation, cellular component: cytosolic large ribosomal subunit. NCBI's taxonomy places the organism in Eukaryota, Metazoa, Chordata, Actinopteri, Perciformes, Eleginopidae. The transcript has 6 exons. The record is from RefSeq and is a predicted model, not a curated record. Gene Ontology annotation, molecular function: RNA binding; structural constituent of ribosome. Gene Ontology annotation, biological process: maturation of LSU-rRNA from tricistronic rRNA transcript (SSU-rRNA, 5.8S rRNA, LSU-rRNA). The coding region runs from base 88 to 831 and encodes 247 amino acids.